Phragmites australis (common reed) is the source of this 863-nucleotide messenger RNA. RefSeq names its product ribulose bisphosphate carboxylase small subunit, chloroplastic. The record is from RefSeq and is a predicted model, not a curated record. NCBI's taxonomy places the organism in Eukaryota, Viridiplantae, Streptophyta, Magnoliopsida, Poales, Poaceae. The coding region runs from base 83 to 610 and encodes 175 amino acids. The transcript is spliced from 2 exons.
AUGAACAAGAGACCUCACCUGAGGCAGAGGGGCUGCAGCAUAACUUCCUAGCGCUCUUGCUCCAGUCCUCGGCGAGGAAACAAUGGCCCCCUCCGUGAUGGCCUCGUCGGCCACCUCCGUCGCACCAUUCCAGGGGCUCAAGUCCACCGCUGGACUCCCCGUCAGCCGCCGGUCCAGCAGCGCCAGCCUCGGCAGCGUCAGCAACGGUGGAAGGAUCAGGUGCAUGCAGGUGUGGCCGAUUGAGGGCAUCAAGAAGUUCGAGACCCUGUCCUACCUGCCGCCACUCACCACGGAGGACCUCCUGAAGCAGAUCGAGUACCUCAUCCGGUCUAAGUGGAUUCCUUGCCUCGAGUUCAGCAAGGUUGGGUUCGUGUACCGUGAGAACGCCAGGUCCCCCGGGUACUACGACGGCCGCUACUGGACCAUGUGGAAGCUUCCCAUGUUCGGAUGCACCGACGCCACCCAGGUGCUCAAGGAACUCGAGGAGGCCAAGAAGGCCUAUCCUGAUGCCUUCGUCCGCAUCAUCGGCUUCGACAACGUCAGGCAGGUGCAAUGCAUCAGUUUCAUCGCCUACAAGCCUCCGGGCUGCGAGGAGUCUGGCGGUGCCUAAAAACAGCCAGCCUCAGUCGUGAGGCAGCUAAUGUCCAUUACUCCACGGAGUACAUGUUUGUUUCGGGAGCUUUGAAGCCUUUUAUUUACGUUUUCCGUUCAUUUCUUUAUCCAUCAGAGUGUGUGUAUGUACUACAUAUGUUGUGUUAAGACGACUACAACUACUAUUGUUGGGUGAGGAACAUGCCAAUGUAAGCGCUGGCUAUACCCAUGACAGUUAAGAAUAAUAAUGAUGAUACCAUAAUAUUAGUACA